AGGAGUCGAAGGAUAACGACAUAUUCUGAAUGCACUUACCGGAAGUCGAAUACAAAAAUGGCUGCAAACGAAGUGAUGCAGUUGAUCGAGUCAGAACUUCCAGAGGGCCGCCAGAGUUUACAGGACAGCCAUGCCAAUUUGGAAAGGGUUGCACAGUAUUGCGAAGGAAACUACCUUCAGGCUAAGGACAAACGCCAUGCUUUGGAAGAAACGAAGAAUUAUACGACACACUCCCUGGCCAGUGUGGCCUACCAGAUCAACAGCCUGGCAACCAACUUCCUGAAGCUCCUCGACCUGCAGCAGAACCAACUGGCUGAGAUGGAGUCCAGUGUCAACCAUUUGUCACAGAUAGUAAACAUCCACAAGGAGAAAGUUGCAAGAAGAGAAAUUGGUGUUUUGACAACAAACCGGAGUUCAACCCGGCCUAUGGGAGUUAAGAGUGGUAUUGUAUUCCCUGAGCAGGCUGAACGACCAAUCAAGUAUACCCGCAAACCCAUUGACUAUACAGUGUUGGACGACAUUGGCCAUGGAGUGAGGGUAAAUUGCAUUCAUCUGUUCCGCCCAAAUCGAACACCGUCAAUCAGCAGCCAAGGCUCCCAAGCACCAACUACAAAACCUCCAACCCCACCCAUCACUCGGUCUGGCUCCACUGCUAGCUCCAACUCAGGAACCCUUGGUCGGAGCCAGGGAGGCCAUUAUCGUUCCAUCGCACCACCAGUGGCUCCACCGUCUGUGCCAGCCAAUCAGCAUCCACAUUUUGGCCAAGUGAUCCACCACCCUCCUCAACCAGGUCCCAGGGAGCGAUAUGAGAUGAACUAUGCCCCUAGUGUCAUGGGAACAGUACACUCACCCCCGUUGGUCGGAAUGGCACGUCCCAUUUCACAAAGGCCUGGCCCUCCAGCAUCUCCCAGUAUGGUACGACCCACACAGCCACCGAUGGCCUAUCAAGAUUCUGUUGCUCAGCUCCGAUAUGCCAGCCAUGGCUGGAAAGAUCCCCCGCCUCCGGACGUCAACCGCUCGGUCGAUGUCAUGACAAUACCAGCAUCCCCACCACUCCCCCCUCCCCCAGAGCAUGCCCGACCUGGCCCUGGUCCCCCCAAGUUUGAGUACGGAGGGUCAGCCCCUCCCCCACCCUACAACUUCAGUGAUGACUACGAGGAGCAUCCACGACAGAACCACCAGAACAAGGAAGAGGAUCCCUACGCUGCUACAGGGCCGCAGUUCACGGCUCAGCCAUUGUGGGUACCCAAAGAAUACCAGGAGAAAGUGGUGGCGAUAUUUGACUAUGAUGCUGACAAGGGAGACGAGCUGACAUUUUCUGAGAAUGCUGUCAUCUAUGUGAUAAAGAAGAAUGAUGACGGCUGGUGGGAGGGUGUGAUGGACGGCACCACAGGGCUGUUCCCCUCCAACUACGUGGAACCCUGCAUCUGACCUGUCUAGCGCCACAGUCACUCACAGACAACCAGAAGGGGAAUCUCACCUGCUUUAUAUUCUGUAACAUUCAGACCCAGUUGUUUUGUCACAGGUGUAGAGUCGAACCAUUUGUUUAUACGCACAUAUUUAUCUAAUAACUACUUAAAACUUUAGACACCUUAACAUCGUUUUAUGAAAGUUGAUACCUUCAACUUCAGUUUCACCUCUUUGAUAUUAGUCAAAAGACCAUUUUUAAGUGGUCAUUAAUUUGUUAAUACUCGUAACUUGAUUGGUACGAAAGGUAGCUAGAUCCCUGUUGUGGCUGUCUUCCAGGUAUUUUGACAUGACAAGUAUUACAGUGAAUAUAUCUGAUCUUACUAUGAACUUACAUUUCACCAUUACAUAUUUAAUCAUAAUUACAUCUUGAAUCAAUUGUUACUUUUUUAAUAUAAGCUUUAUAAGGGUAUACAUGCUUUUACUGCUUUUUAUGUGCAUAAACAUGUUUUGUUAUUUUCUGAGACUUUUUAGUCACAAUUUAUGUUUGUAUUGAUUUAUAUCUGUCAGCUGUCAGUUGCAUUGAGUCAUAUAUUAGAUAUUAUAUUGUUUCAUGUUUAUUUUAUGUGUAUAUUUUUACAAUCACAAGUCAGUUUUGUUGCAAUAUUCAAGAUAAUCAUAUGUUAGUUAUAUGUUAGUGUCAUUGUACUUUAGUUUGUCCUUUCAAUUUAAUCAAAAUAUCUGCUCAAUAUUAAAGUAGGAUAUAGGCAUCUUGUUGGUCUUGGUAAUUGCAGUUGCCUACAGCACAGGUCCCCCGCCUCCCUCUACACCUGUAAUUUUUCAAAGAACAUGCAGGCUCACACUCAACUCUCGCACAUUCUGUCAUACAUUCUUCAGUGUUAGUGAACACUUGUAUCCUGAACUUUGUUUUUUGUGUUUUGAGGGGAAGUACUUGUUCUGAUUGCCAACUUUGAUCUCUAGUUUAUCAACAAUGGUGUUGUGAUCAUAUAUGAUUAAUGACAACUAAGAUAUUUCUCUUUUCUUGAUAUUUUUGAGAAACAUUGGAACACAGUUUAAAAUAUUAAAGGAAGCAUCUUUUAAAAUCAUCUAGCUGUUUUCAGCAAUCGUUGUGCCAGGACAGUUAGCCUAAGUUUCCAAAGUUUCGAUUGUUGUGUCAUGAUACAGAACAGGACUCUGUUCCACAGGUAGUACAACUGAAUAUCUCCAUGAAGUUAGACUUUGUUUCAGUCUACUUCAGAAUGUUUCACUUCGUAUGUUUGGUCAUUAUUAAACUAUUGGAUGUUUAAGAUCUUGUUUUCACUCACUGCAAUAACUUAUGAAAUGAUGUGUGAAUACAAUGCCAGAGGAAACCACUCUAAUUAGUAGGUAGUGCUAAAUGAUUUGAAGCCAUGUUUGUGUACAGAAACAUGCAUAUGCUGAGAAAAACCUAUCUGAACCUAUUGGAAACCUAAGGCCAUUGUUCAUGAAGAAAGUUUGUUGAUGCAUGAGAUUUAUUAAUAGUAGUUCUUACUUGGGUACCUUAUUUGCAUAUUUAUCAUUGUAUUUUAUGGCUUUGCCUCAUCAGUAAUACUCCAUUAUAUAAUAAAGAUAUGUAAUGUCUGAUAAGAUGAUGGUAGUACUCCAUACCACUAGAUUAGUUUAAUCUCUGAACACCAUACAGAAACUGCAUGUGCUUGAGGGUUAUCUCCCUUUAUCAGUUCCCCCCCUCAGCAUGUAAUAGGGUGGUGAGCCAGGUUAAAGAUAAUAGUCUGCUGUUAGUCUUAGUAUUUAAGUCUUAGUCUUAGAUCACAUUAUUGAAGUGGGCCUGCCUGUUUGCAGCAGGUGUCCAUGUACAGUGCUGUGCUGGUUAGAUCUCUAGGCCCACCACAGUCGUGUCUGAAAGUUUUGUGUGACAUUUACAUCAAGCAUAAUAAGUAAUGAUGUAGCUAAGUCUGAUAGCUUUAAAGAUUUGUAGAUAUUUGCUGCAUUUCUUAGGUUGAUAUGUGACUGGAUAUCUCAUGUAGUAAUUACAGUUCAGUAAAUAUGUCUGUAAACUGUGCAAUAUUUUAAUCAAAGAUUGUUUGUGCAAAUGCAAGUCAAAACAGUUCGUGAUUUUUAAUGGUAUGCUUUCAACAAUAUUUGAAAUGUAGCUUCUGCUUGUCAAUCAAACUGAAGGUGAUGAAUGUCAGCUUGUAGUGUCUGCUGUAUGUAGGGUACCCUGUAAAUGGCAUGUAGGCACUACAAGUCACACUAUGAACAUUGUAUAUAUCAAUAUAUAUAUAUAUAUAUAUACAGCUGAACCUUGUCAAUCUGGACCUUGCUAAUUCUAACUUACUUAGAUGUACUGUUAUGCCUCUUGUAUGAUUUGUGACUUUCUGAUCUCCAUGCAGAGUUUUAGUAGCAGUAGUUGAUCUAGAAAAAUGUACAUAUGACAAAAUGUAGGAAAAUUGCUUUGGUUGAGAAGACAACUGACAAGUUGUCUGUUGAAUAUGUGCCCACAGUUUGAUGGUCACUUUCUGUUUUGAGUUUUAUGAUGACGAAGCAGAGGUUCAAAGUUAAAAAAAAUUCAGCCAUGAGCAGAAUUACAUCCUCUAUGGAAUAUUUCCAAGAUAUCAUACAACCACUUUUUAUCUCAUGAAAUGGGGAAUUUGUUAUUAUAGUUCCAGGACAGGACAAUAAUAAGUGGGUGGGUGGAUAUUUAUCAUCUUUGUGCAGGAUGCGAAGGGAGAUGAGUCUGUGAUGUCUGAUUAACGGACAUUCUUCCAUAGCCAGGAGUUUUCACUUUGGCCUGAGUUAUUGGUUAGUUCCAAUACUGGCACUGUCCAGGUAACUGAGAUUCUACUCUUCACGGGUGGACAGACUCUUCAUUGAUGUGUGGCAUCCUCCCAAACUGCUGGUAAAUGUG
Molecule: messenger RNA, 4312 nt
Organism: Haliotis rubra (blacklip abalone)
Lineage: Eukaryota; Metazoa; Mollusca; Gastropoda; Lepetellida; Haliotidae
Product: abl interactor 2-like
Exons: 9
Coding region: 58-1431 (457 amino acids)
Molecular function (GO): SH3 domain binding
Source: RefSeq, a predicted model, not a curated record